ACUCUCAUAUCCAAAUCGCCGUCGCCGCGCAAUUUCAACUCCGAUUAGAACAGGGAAUCGUAGCCCCUGUCGGGUCGAAUUCGAUUUCGCGGCUGAAUUUCAGGUCGAUGCCUCUUUUAAUCGCAAGCCCACCCCUCCCAACACCAACACCGGUCACUAAUUUGUUCCCCAAUGCCUAGGAAAGAUGCCAAGCUCACGCGCCGCCGCCGGCCGCGCGCGGAUCGCCUCGGCGACCUCCCCGACGAUCUGCUCCUUGAUAUCCUGCGCCGCCUCGACACACGCACCGCGCUCGGCGCCGCUGCAGUCUCCAGGCGGUGGGCCAGCCUGCCCCGCGAGCUCCCCGUCCUGGACCUCAAGGUCACCGACAUACUGCCGCCGCGCUACCACCGGUGCUUCCGCCUCCGCGAGGACGCCAGGGAUUCGAAAAUAGAUUCGACCUGGUCUGACAGGAUGCUUCUAGAGGCCAUCAUCGCCCGGUACGAGCGUCGCGCCAUGCGAUCCAUGGUUUGCUCCGUCAAGGGCCUCCUGGCCAGCCAAGCUCGCCGGCGUGUCGACAGGCUGUCGCUCGAGGUCUUCGCCUACAGCACCUCGGCCCGCAUCAACCGCCUGGUCGUGGACGCCGUCGAUUCCUGGGGCGUCCGGGAUCUGGAGGUUGUUGCCACGCCGACGGGGCCGCUCAAGCGUCGGGACCCGCCGGCCUACAGCUUCCCUCUUGGUCUCAUCAGCAGGAAGCCCGGCGAGUCCCGACUGCGAAGCCUCAAGCUUGCCAACUGCUUGCCCCCGCCGCUCCAGGGAUUCAACUCGCUCACCACGCUCGUCUUGCGAGACUUGCCGGGUCCCACGCCGGCGGCCGCCUACGAGGGAGUGGUCGCCGCAUGCCCGCAGUUGCAAGUGCUGCACAUUCUGUCAUGCGAGGUCAAGGUAAGAGCCGGCAGGGUGGUCCUGGACGCGCCCAAAUCGGAAAUCAGGGAGCUUGUAGUUGGCGGCGAGCUCACGUCGGUGGAGAUCCGGUCUCUCCCGAAGCUCGAGAGCCUCGCCAGCCAGCAAGCUGACGUGCUGCUUUGCUCCGCCGCCGCCGUGCCGUGCCUUGCGCACGUGAGCCUCGCCUUCUUCGUUGACCGAAUGGAAUGGGGCGGUUUAGCUGGCCUAUACCGCUCCUAUUUUGACCGCUUGAUUCGGAUGCUCGUGCAGUUCUUCCAGGGCGCCAUCACCGUCAAGGAUCUCGUCUUGCGGUUUACUGGACCAGAGAUGUGGAUCAUGCCGACGAAUCCCUUCUCUGCAAUGUCGAACCUCAGAAGGCUGCUGGUCGCCGACGUGCCUUCCUCGUGGGACGUCUCAUGGCCGCGCCUGCUCAUCGAGGCGGCACCGUUACUUGAGAGCCUUUAUGUGCAUGUCUCCCGCAGCGAAGACGAGCCGAGACAGGAGAUACCGGGGGAGACCUCGGCUUCGCGCCAUCGCCAUUUGAAGGAGCUGGUUGUCAUUGGCUUCCAAAGGACGGAGAGACAGAUGCACCUAGUGAGGUUCGCCGUGGAGGUGUCCACGGCGCUGCGGCGUGUCGCUCUGCUCAAGCAUGGGCGCGUCGAGGACAAGGGGCUCUGUGACUGGGAGGUGGUGAGCCAGCAGAGCGAGUGGUGCGACGAGGAGAGACUCGCCGUUCUGGAUGGCAUCGGCUGUUCGACGAGACAGAUCGAAGUUGUGCUCAGUUGAACUGAGCCUGUCAUGUUGGAGAAAUGAAGUUGGAUUCCUGUAGUUCUGGUCUGGCUCUCCCCAAUUCGAAUAAAUGGAACCUAUGCAUGUCGGGUGGGGUGAUUGCCUGCUGCUCCAACAAUUUAUUUGUAUGCCAUGUGUGUGAACUGAAAUGUUACAUUCAGUUAUUUUGGUACUGCUUCUUUGUAUUUGAACUUGCUGAAGAAUGAGGUCAUGCAAUAUGAUUGGAAUGUCAUGGUUUCUUGUUUUAUCA
Hordeum vulgare subsp. vulgare (domesticated barley) is the source of this 1960-nucleotide messenger RNA. RefSeq lists its product as uncharacterized. NCBI's taxonomy places the organism in Eukaryota, Viridiplantae, Streptophyta, Magnoliopsida, Poales, Poaceae. Gene Ontology annotation, molecular function: protein binding. Bases 172 to 1707 code for a protein of 511 amino acids. The transcript has a single exon. The record is from RefSeq and is a predicted model, not a curated record.